CUUUCCUUUGAAGGAUCAAGCGCAGGAAGUACUCUUUUUUGCCUGACAGGACCCAGAAGUUAAGUCCCAUCAGCCUUCGCGCGCGACCUUCCACUCUCUUCCUCGGCGCUGCCUGCGGAGGUGGCAGCCAUCUGUAACUCGGCAUCAUGGCUGCCCUCAGACCUCUGGUGAAGCCCAAGAUCGUUAAAAAGAGGACCAAGAAGUUCAUCCGGCACCAGUCAGACCGAUAUGUCAAAAUUAAGCGCAACUGGCGGAAACCCAGAGGCAUUGAUAAUAGGGUGCGCAGAAGAUUCAAGGGCCAGAUUUUGAUGCCCAACAUUGGUUACGGGAGCAACAAGAAAACAAAGCACAUGCUGCCCAGUGGCUUCCGGAAGUUCCUAGUCCACAAUGUCAAGGAGCUUGAGGUGCUGCUGAUGUGCAACAAAUCUUACUGUGCAGAGAUUGCUCACAAUGUCUCCUCCAAGAACCGUAAAGCCAUUGUGGAAAGAGCAGCCCAGCUGGCCAUCAGAGUCACGAAUCCCAAUGCCAGACUGCGCAGCGAAGAAAAUGAAUAGACAGUUUAUGUGCACAUCAUAUUUGUGUUAAUAAAACCAUAAAACUAC
Messenger RNA from Felis catus (domestic cat), 602 nucleotides. RefSeq names its product ribosomal protein L32 (gene RPL32). Gene Ontology annotation, biological process: translation. Gene Ontology annotation, cellular component: ribosome; cytosolic large ribosomal subunit. The transcript has 4 exons. Bases 147 to 554 code for a protein of 135 amino acids. Gene Ontology annotation, molecular function: structural constituent of ribosome. The record is from RefSeq and is a predicted model, not a curated record. NCBI's taxonomy places the organism in Eukaryota, Metazoa, Chordata, Mammalia, Carnivora, Felidae.